Canariomyces notabilis is the source of this 2408-nucleotide messenger RNA. Its product is annotated as WD40 repeat-like protein. The transcript is spliced from 2 exons. Gene Ontology annotation, cellular component: nucleus. Bases 201 to 2408 code for a protein of 735 amino acids. Gene Ontology annotation, molecular function: protein binding; protein-macromolecule adaptor activity. NCBI's taxonomy places the organism in Eukaryota, Fungi, Ascomycota, Sordariomycetes, Sordariales, Chaetomiaceae. Gene Ontology annotation, biological process: proteasome-mediated ubiquitin-dependent protein catabolic process. The record is from RefSeq and is a predicted model, not a curated record.
CUUUAGUGCAUCGACGGCGGCGGGCACGCAGCGCAUGGGUUCCGGUUCUCUCUUUUCAACAGACGGACUUCGCGAAUCCAAGCAUGGUUGCCGCCUGUACAUGGUAGAAUAUCAUUGUUGCUGCAAAGAGAGGGCUGUCGACUCCAUUAUACAAGAAUACCCUAAUAAAUAAUAGGAUACCUCACUCUACCCCGUUGAUCAUGUCAGAGAAGACACCUUCACCCACCUCGGCCAGGAGAUCUGCGAUUCUCACCAACGAUUUGCUGUCUUCACCCCCCAGACGCAAGGAGCGAAGAAAUCCUUCGAUAACACCUAGGAAGUUCGAGAGGUUCUUCACGCCCCGAUCGCGUGUGUCGUCGAAGCCAAGUGCUGUCCGAAAGGCCCUCCGCGACCUCACUGCUCCAGCCCUCAACCGCUGCCAAACUCCCUCAAGCCCACUGAGGCCCAUCUCGGAGGAGCAAACCCCCAAUGGCUUGCCACGUCUUCAACAAGAUGACCACCAAGGAAAGCGCCGCAAGCUCCACCAUACUCCCGAGAAGCAGCAGUCGUGCCAUCUGCCGUCGCCGUUAAAGUCAUCACCUGCUGUACUCUCAACUACGGAGCUGAGCCCGGCAUUGCGGAGUCCCAUUCACUCCCUGGAAUCCCGACGGCUUCUUCAAGAAGAAACUUCCGGGCAUGAUGGGCUGUCCGACGAGGAUGAGGAGGAGGCUGGACAAGCCACACCGACCUCUAAGAGGCCGGUGCCGCUUCACUCUCGAGGACUGGGCGGUCAGCUUGUCCAGAGGAUGACGGGCAGGAUGGCGUGUCCUGUUUCGGACUGGAGGAUUGAGACGGCCGACUUCUACAGCCGACCCGAAGAUGUGCAUUUUUCAUCCGGCCAUGAUGGUGCUCCUCGUGCCAUACCCUUCUGUACAGCGACCUGUCACAAAAACAGCCUAGUCGCGGUUGGUGACGAAGAAGGCUAUGUACGACUGCUCGACUCCAGCCGGGAUUUUUCCAAGAUCCACCUGUCAUUCCAGGCCCAUGGCAAUGCCAUUAUUGAUCUAGCCUUCUCUGACCACGACUAUUUGCUAGCCACUGCAUCGGGAGAUCAGACCGGCAGGGUGAUUGAUAUGAUGACACAGAAACCCAUCUCAAUUCUCGGUCACCACACGGCAUCCCUGAAGCAGGUUCGGUUCCAACCUGGACGCGGCUCAGGCUGUGUCCUCGCAACUUCCGGACGCGAUGGCAGUGUGCAGAUCUGGGACCUGCGUUGCCGCGGCGGACCUGUUCAAGAUAUAAUGCCCAUCGUCUCCGAAGCAGGUCUACACCACCGCCUUCCGAAGCCCACGAGCCCCGGUUGCGUCGUCAACAGCAUCUAUGACGCACAUGCUCGGGCAUUGCGGCAGACCAGAAGCCAGUUGGCCACCACAUCCGCUGACGUUGCCCGUAUGGGGGAAGUGCCAGGCCGCAUCGGCGAAGUCUCGGUAACCGCCGUCCAAUUCCUCCCCCCGGGCCGGGAGCACCUCCUCCUGACCGCGUGCGAAGCCGACGCAAGUAUAAAACUCUGGGACAUCCGCGCCGUGCACACGAGCCGACACCACAAGACCAGUACGCCAAUAUCAUUUACAGCGCCGCCCGCAAGCCAUGUCGCUUUCCGACCGUUUGGUAUCUGCUCGAUGACGUUGGGUGGCGACGGUGCGCGCUUGUAUGCGCUUUGUAAAGACAACACCGUGUAUGCCUAUAGCACCGCGCACCUGGUGCUCGGGCACGCGAGCGAGCUGACCCCUGCGAGGGCCGGCGCCGAUCCGCCACGAAGGCGCCACCACCCCCACGGUACGGCGCACGAGGGGCUCGGUCCCCUAUACGGCUUCCGUCACCCGCUCUUCCACGCCACGUCGUUCUACGUUAAGGCCAGCAUCCGGCCGUGCGCCGAUGGCCGCUCCGAGCUGCUCGCCGUCGGCAGCGGCGACGGCUGCGCCGUCCUGUUCCCCACCGACGAACGCUACCUACGAGACGCCUGGGCAGUAGCAAGAUCAUCAGAGGCGCAGGAAACAUACUACGUCGGCGCACCAACCGAUACCACCGCCACCCAUGUCCCGCCGGCCGCGCCACCGCCAUCCCUGGCCCGCUCAAAUAGCGGCGGCUUUGGGGGCAUCUUUGCGGCGCGACAGGCGGAUCUCAACGUGCCCCUCGCGCGGCGCGGCACGCCCCUGGUGCGCGGCCACGGCAAGGAGGUUGGCGCCGUAGCAUGGACGAGCGACGGCAAGCUGAUUACGGUUGGGGAUGACUACCUCGUCCGGUGCUGGUCCGAGGACCGAGAGGCGGCCGCGGACUUGAGGCUCGGUGGUGAGGCCGAGGGGAGGCGGUGGGGACGGGGAUGGGCUGAUGUCGGGGAUGCUUGGGACGGGGAUAGGGAUGACUGCUAG